AUGUCAACAUGGAUUCAGAACAUCAAAAAGUCAAGAACAAUGACGACAAUAGUGUUGCUAAUGUAGCAACAGUGGCGGACGUGUCUCAAAAGAUCCCUAAAAUAUCCAAGGCAUGCACCUCAAUCCUCGACAAUGACCUUUACAAGUUCACUAUGCAACAGGCAGUGCGACAACACUACCCCAACACUCCCUGUGACUACAGCUUCAAUAAUCGGUCUCCAGAGGUAACACAGCUCUCCGCUAAAGCUAUUCCAUGGUUACAAGAAAAAAUCCAGGCGAUGAAAGAUCUUUCUUUGACCCCGGAGGAGCGUGUAUUCCUGGAAACCAAAUGCCCAUAUCUUUCAAAAGAUUACUUGGACUGGUUACAACAUGAGUUUAGGUUCAAACCCAGUGAACAAGUCAAGAUUGAGUAUUUGGAUUCAGUAUCAGGAUCAGACAAUCAAAAGAUCAAAAUCACAGUGACGGGUAAUUGGCACCAAGUGAUUUUGUAUGAAGUACCACUUCUAGCUCUUGUCUCAGAGGCCUAUUUCCGGUUCGAAGAUCAGGAUUGGUCAUACGAAGCAGAGCGAUUAAUUGAGGCUGGAGCCAAAUUCGCAGAGUUUGGGACACGUCGACGACGAGAUUAUGAAACUCAUCGAAUUGUACUCGAAGGAAUAAUUGCAGGAUCGUCAUCGUCAUUGUCAUCAUCAUCAUCAUCUGUUGCUUCUGCAGGAGGAGAAGGAAAAGAAAGACAAAAAGGGCUCUUGACUGGAACUAGUAAUUUACAUUUUGCUCAUAUAAUGAAUUUAACGCCGAUCGGAACCAUGGCUCAUGAAUGGUUUAUGGGAACAGCCGCUAUUUUGAAGGACGCUAGUCGAGCGAAUGCAACGAGCUUAGAGCGCUGGAGCAAGACAUAUCCAGAUCAAGCGUUAGGGAUUGCCUUAACGGAUACAUUUACCACCGAGGCAUUUUUGAAAACAUUCCGAGGUCAGGUGGCCAGAGAAUGGACGGGUGUACGACAUGAUUCUGGAGACCCAUUCGAGUUUAUAAAACGGAUUGUGAAGCAUUAUGAUGAAGAUCCGCUUGUAGGGCCUGAAUUGAGACGGAAGAAGAGGAUUGUCUUUUCGGAUGGAUUAAAUGUUGAGCGGACGAUUCGAUUAUUAAAUGCAGCUGAGGAACAAGGAAUCGAGGCAUCCUUUGGGAUCGGGACACAUUUUACGAAUGAUUUUGAGAGAGCUACUGCUCCUAAAGAAACUACAACAAUGUCAGUGCCAACGUCAACGUCAAAGAAAGAGAAGAGUCCAGCAAUGAAUAUUGUGAUCAAAUUGCAUUGGUGUGCAGAUAAGGAAUGUGUCAAGCUGAGCGAUGAUCAUGGAAAGGAAAGUGGAAGUCCUGAAUCUGUGCUUGAAGUAAGACAGCAGAUCGCUACACUUUCAUAAUAAAUGCACGUAGUGAACACAUAUCACGCGUAUUUUAAGU
This is a messenger RNA of Lobosporangium transversale, 1458 nucleotides long. Its product is annotated as Quinolinate phosphoribosyl transferase. Bases 9 to 1418 code for a protein of 469 amino acids. The record is from RefSeq and is a predicted model, not a curated record. Gene Ontology annotation, biological process: NAD+ biosynthetic process. The transcript is spliced from 3 exons. Gene Ontology annotation, molecular function: nicotinate phosphoribosyltransferase activity. NCBI's taxonomy places the organism in Eukaryota, Fungi, Mortierellomycota, Mortierellomycetes, Mortierellales, Mortierellaceae.